Rotaria sordida is the source of this 2747-nucleotide messenger RNA. The record is from the annotation of a GenBank genome assembly. Lineage: Eukaryota; Metazoa; Rotifera; Eurotatoria; Philodinida; Philodinidae.
CAUUUCAUGAACCAAAGUUCUGCAAUUUAAAGAGCAAAUGGAAAACAGUAAAAAAAAGCCACCCUGUUUUAAAAUUGUACUCACGAAACAGCGAGAAACACUACUACAAUAUUUUUUAAACUCUAAUAGUUUACAAAACAUACUUAAAAGUAUAAAAGUAUAGAACUUGUAUGAUAUUAGCUUAAACGAAUUAAUGAAUAAAUCAAGACUGAAAUUCAACUAUGGCUAUAGUCAUGCUAUUGUUCGUGACUAUUUUAUAGCUUUCUAUUCAACAUACUUCGAUUUAUUUGAUGGCUAUUAACAUCGACUAAUCAGCAAAUUCGAUUUAAUGUCAAUGUCUCAAUUUAUCUUAUGUUAAAACCAUAGUUUGUUACGUUUAACCAUUUUUCAAUAUUGAAAUAAAGUUUUCUUAAUUUUUAUGAGAAAUAAUUCAAACAUGAAAACAAUUUCCUUGAUAUUGAAAAUACAUAAACAUCUAAACAUUGAAAAAAUGACAAACAUAAGUGAGUGAGGGUGUAUUUCUUCUCUAUCCCCACACUAUUUUGUACAAGACUGAAAACAGUCUAGACAACUAUUAUAUACAUGGCACCUUUAACUAUACGGAGAAUAGCGACAAUUAGCUGCAGUAUCCACAAAUCUCAACUUCGAGGUAUAUAAUUUAAUUACACCCAACACCACGUGAGAAUGAGAGUGGCAUGUGAAAAAUGAAGAUUUAAAGCAUGAAAUGGAUUGGUAGAUGAACUCGCUGGUAAGCAUUAAUUGAAUGUUGACAUUCACAUUUGGAAUUUAUUGAAAUCUUACAAAAAGACAAAAAGUAUAAGCUUCAAAAGAAGGAAAAAUUACAUGAAUUAUGGGACAUUGUUAAAGUAAUUAUGACUUACUCUCGUGUAAGGCUCCAUGUUCAAUCAGAAGAGUUUACUAAACAUUCGUAUUUAUACUCAUAUCUAAUGUUCCUUGUCCCUGAAUAGAUUGUUAAUUAUUUUCUGAAUUUUUCUAAGUUAUUUAUCUAUAAUAUCUUGAUAUAGGAUGAUCAAAUUACCGUACUCAUCGGUGAGAAAUUUUCAUUAAGAGAUCAUAUUUAUCAUUGCUAAGUAUGUAAUCAUAAUAUUAAUGCCGGAUUAAAAUGACGUUUUAUUAGAAAAAAGUAAUUUUCUGUCAGAUAUUUCUUUCUUUUUUUUUUGAAGUUUAUCAAUAUCUAAUUCGUUAAUCUUUUGAAAGAAUAAAUCAAAUCUUCAAUGUCAACAAAAAAACUUAUUAUGAAAUAGUUUGAUAGAUUUCAUCAAAAAUAGAAAAAUUUUAUUAAACAAUUAUUUAGCUGAAUCAUCGAUUAAAAUAGAAAUGAUUCAUAAAAAAAAAAAGCUCUUUUCAAUAAUGUCAUAUGACAGUAUCAGAAUCAAUAAACAGUCAAGUAUUGCUCUUCAUUCUACUCCAUUGAAUAUCAAUUAUACGACUUCGUCUAAAUCUAAGAUGAUCUUAUCGAAACAAUCAACUAAUUCAAGUUGUUUAAGUGAGCGACGAUUUAAUUGAAUGAAAAAAGAAAAUGUCUAGUUUUAUAAACACUUAGAUGAAUCAUUGAAUACAACUUUAAUUUAUGGUUCAAUAGAGCAUUUUCUCUCUUUACGAUAUGAUUUAUCGAAUAAAAAAAUUCUUUCAAAACAAGUCAAGUAAAAUUGUUUUGUAAAUUUUUUUUUUGUUUACCUUGAAUACGAUAUAGACGUUUUUAUGAACGUCAAAAUGCUAUUAUUGAUAAAUAUGCUAAUGUUCUUAAUCAUAAAGAACAAAUCAGUGAUAAAAAAAAAAUUAAACUUAAAAAACAUGUUCAAAUUCUUACAAUUAUUUCACUUAUUAUUAAUAUUUGUUUAUUUUUUAUUAAAAUUAUAGCUUCAAUUCUCUCGAAUUCAUUAUCAAUUAUUUCAAGUGUUAUUGAUUCAGCCGUUGAUCUUGUUUCAAGUAUAAUUCUAUUUUGGACAGCACGUGCUAUACGAUAUCGAAAUCAAUAUAGAUAUCCAGCUGGACGAACACGACUUGAACCAGUUGCUAUCAUUAUACUCUCUGUUAUUAUGUGUUCAGCAUCAAUACAAGUACUUUCCGAAGCUAUUAAACGAUUAUUUACUUACAUUCAAUAUAUUACAAAUCAUACAAAUGAAAUCCCUGAUGUGAAUAUGAAUAUUAAAAAACCUAUUCCAAUUAUUGCUAUGUGUAUAACGAUUGUGCUCAAAAUUAUUCUAUACUUUUGUUGUCGUCAUGUUCAAGUCGAAACAAUUAAAGCCUUAGCAUAUGAUCAUCGUAAUGAUGUUUUAUCUAAUUGUGUAGCACUUCUUUCUGGUCUUUUUGCUGGUCAAGCAGUUUCAAAACAAAUCAAUCUACGAUUUAUUGUAAUAGAUCCAAUUGGAGCAAUACUAAUUUCAAUUUAUAUUAUUAUUUCUUGGGUUCUUCAAGCUACUGUACAUAUUCGUCAUUUAACUGGUAUAACUGCUGAUUCAGAUUUUCUUAAAUUAAUAACUUGGAUAGCUAUUAAUUUUUCACCACAUCUUACAAAAAUUGAUAUGGUAAAAGCAUUCCAUUUUGGUACUGAUCUUUUUGUUGAAGUUGAUAUUGGUUUACCAGGUAAUAUGCAAAUUCAACAAGCACAUGAUAUUGGUACAAAUUUACAAAUGAAACUUGAAUCAUUAUCUGAAAUUGAACGUGCUUUUGUUCAUAUUGAUUAUGAAUUUGAUCAUAAGGCUGAUGAACAUAAACAAAUUUAA